This is a messenger RNA of Effrenium voratum, 1390 nucleotides long. The record is from the annotation of a GenBank genome assembly. NCBI's taxonomy places the organism in Eukaryota, Dinophyceae, Suessiales, Symbiodiniaceae.
AGCUCACCUUACCACGACCUUACCUCCAUGUCUUAGUCGUUUUUUCGGACGGAUCCGCCACGGAUCGAUCAACGCCAUGGGCCUCCUGCGGCUCUGGGCGUUGAGCGCCACGGCCGCCCUCGCUUCGGCCGCGGAGCACUGCGAGCGCCCGGCUCCGGCGCUGGGCGGCGCGUUGCUUCAGCUGCCACGGAAUGGCAACCAGACCAUCAUGAGCGACGUCUAUGCGCUGAAGGAGCCUACGCCGCGCGCUUCGACGGCAAAAGCUCGCCUGCUGCCUCCCUGGCAGAUGGGGGUCUUGCUGAUUGUGCUGGCGGUGUCGGUGGCUCUGAGCAACUUCUCACAGGCGGAGGUGGUGAGUUCCAUCUCCUCGUGGAUCUCUGGGAGCGUCUGCACCAACCUGCUGAACAAGGAGGCUGCAAGCUCCUUCCAAGCCAUGUGCUUGCUGGUGAUCAUCCAGAUGUUCAUCGCCAACGUCGUAGUGAUUUUGGUGCGCUUCGAGGACGUGCGCCUGCCCUGUUUGCGCGACUUCCUGCGGUGGCUGCCGGUGUCCUUCCUGGUCUCCGGCAUGCUGGGCACCUCUAUCUUCGCCCUGGAAGGCACCACGGUCAGCACGGUGAACAUCAUCCGCAACGUGCUGCCUCUUAUCACCUUCGUCCUGGAGAAGAUCAUGUUCAACAGUCCGCCGCUGGUGCGGCCCGGGCACGUGCUGUCCAUGUUCCUGACUUUGUUCGGCACCACGCUGUAUGGGAUGUCGAACUUCUCGGUCACGCGAUAUAGCCUCGUCAUGAUCCUCCUGGGUUGCAUCCUCACGGUGGCGGACAAGCUCCUUCAGCGGCAUUUGCUGUGGAGCGGCUCGGGGUUCCAGCAGCCGCUGGCCGUGUGCAUGAUCAUGAACAACACCUUUGGCAUGCUGCCCCUGCUGCUGGUGGCAUCUUUGACCGGGGAGACGGCCAGCUGGCCCCAGAUCCUGCGCAGCACGCCCUGGUCCCCGGGCUGGGUGACGCUGGUGGGCUCCGGGCUCUCCGGCUGCUGCCUCGGCUUCUACGGGCUCCGCGUCUCGCGCCUCGUCUCCGCCGCCUCGGUGCUGAUGCUGCAGAACGUCUCCAAGGUGCUGGUGAUUUUGCUCUCCGUGCUGCUGCUGGGGGACGACAUCUCGGGCCUCUCCGCGCUGGGCUGCGCCUUGUCCGUCGUGGGCUCCGCCUGGUACGGCUACGUCUGCCUCUGGGCGCGGGAGGAAGCGGCGAAGGCCGAGACCGAGAAGAAUCGCGGCCAGAGCUGAAGGCCAAAGGCCUCGGUAGGAAAUUUUCACAGAGCGAAUCGCCGCUUCGGAUUUUCCAGCAUCUCAACCGAAGCUCGCAAGCGGCGUUCGCACACGCACGCGCGAGCGACA